UGCGAAGUCGGCUACCCUGUCAGAUUUCGUCUUUGUAUAAGAAGAAUAUAUAUGGGGAAGAUCGUGUCCAGAACGCAUUAACGCAGCAAUUCCUUCUUUUUAGCACCUUCCCAAACUAAAAAUAAAAGAAAAGCCGUACAUAGACUUUUCAUCUUUUCUUGGAUUACAGGUGCAACGGAAAACGAAUUAACAAAAAAAAUUAUUUGGAAUUUUUUUUUGUUAUUCACUAAAAGCAUUGAAAUUUGUCUUUUUGACAAUACCUACAUUCUCUCAUUGCGUUUGAUUGACUUUAAUUGAAACAAAAACACGCAUCCUUUAUUCUCCCUACUUUUUCAUUUAGUCCUGAAACAACAUCAUGACCAAGGAAGUUACCUCCAACAACUUUGCUGCCGUUCACAAGGCAAUUGAACAAAUUGUCUACACUCUUUCCGGCCGUAUUUUCUCGUAUGCUGAACAUGUCCCUCUUGACCGUUACCUGAAGCAGUGGUACGAAAGUGGUCAAAAGAAUGGCUUUGCUGAGCAAGUUGAGUUCCACGGUGUCGAGACUCGUUCGGGCGCUGCUGGUUUCCUUUUGGGUUCGUACACCAGCGCUGUGUCAUCUUCCGGUGUGUACUCAUUGUUGACGGCCUCUUCUUGUUUGCCUCUGUUGCGUCCCAUGCUGUCGUACACUCACCGUUUGUACUCGGGAAGCAAACCUCUCGUGUUGCACGUCGCCGCACUUUCUUACGAGGCCAACGAGUUCCACGUCGACAACGCCUCGCUCCUUGACUUUGCUUACACGAGUGACUUUGCUACUAUCAGCUCUUUCGCCCUUGAGGACGCUGCCCACAUUUCAUUAGCCAGUACUUUGGCUGCUAAGGCUGGUCCCGUGGUCCAUGCUUACGAAUACGAUACACUCACCACGACGUUCGUUCCCAACGAGGCUUCUGUGAGUGCCUCCAAGACGGUCGAGUGCUUCCAUUCGUUCGUCCCUGCUGAGGGCGUUACCGCCAACGCCAUUGCUGCUUUGGAACACGUGAACAAGCACUUUGGCACCAAGUACGCUCCUGUCGAGUACUACGGCCCUGCCACUGCUACCCAGGUGAUUGUCGCCUUUGGUAGCAAAGAGCUCCAAAAAGCCCGUGCUCUUGCCUCUCGCACUUCCAACGUUGGUGUCGCCGCCAUCCGUGUUUUCCCUGUUAUUGAAGAAUCAUUUGCACGUGUGAUUCCCAAGACCUGCAAAAAGCUUGUGGUCGCUUCUCAAACCAAACUCACAGCCCUCGACACGCACUCGACGUUCUUCUCCGUCGUGUUUGCCACUGCUGCCUCUGCUUUGCCCAAAGUGCAGGUAGUCGAAGCUCGCUACUCUGACGUCGACGGCAUCAGUGAAUCUGUGUUGGCUGCCGAACUUGAUCUUUCUAGCGAGCUCAGUGCUGUUUCCGCUUCCUCGCUUGUUGAGACCACUUUCCGCAUCUGGGAGGAGGACUCUGUGGAGUCUUUGGCCAACGCUCUUGCCUUGGUUCAUGCCUCUCGCGAUGUCGAGCAAAACGUCGUUUACCGCACCCUUUACGACAACCAAUUAUUCCUCGGUCUCCGUGUGUCAAACGUGCAAGUCUCCAAGUCUUCCGCAAAGCUGCCAGGCUUGACGGACGAAGAGCCCAAGGCCGAUGUAACUAUUCUUACCUCCGAAAAAAUUGCCAAUCACGUCCGCGUCCUCGCCAAUGUGGCCGAUCGCUCCUUGUGCAUUGUCUACACCGCCGUCAACCCCGCCGAUGCCGCAAAGAAGCUCCCUGCUGUGUUUGUGAAGGAUGUUGUCGAAAAGGACAUUCGCCUCGUGUUCGCAAACCCCAACGAGCAGACUCACGCACUGAACCUGGUCUUGUUGGCUGCUUACUUUGUUCAGUUGAAAAGGAACGGUGCCGACAGCACGAGUGUGCCCUCUCUGAAGAAGAACUUUGCAACUCUUGGUUGGGAUGCCGAUGAGUUUGAUGCCGUUGUGAAGGAUCUUGAGGGCCAGGCAGAACCUGUCAAGUUAAAUCCCGACGUUCUCAAGGAGCUGCAGUUGCCCGAGGACGAGCUCCCCACGUCUGCGAAGGAGAACUCGUUCGAGGCCAACACGGUAAAGGAAUUAGAGGAGGAAGUCCUGCCCCAGUCUGGCAACUUGAACACCGUGGCCAAGCAAUUGAUUUUCAAGGAGGCCUACGGACAACAAGAACUGCCUCGCCCCAAUGCCCCGGCCAAGAUCUGUACUGUGCGUGUGAAGUCGAACAAGCGUCUGACGCCCAGAGACUACAACCGUAACAUUUUCCACAUCGAGUUUGACAUUGGCGAGUCUGGCUUGACAUACGACAUCGGUGAGGCUUUGGGUGUGUAUGGUGUGAACAACAAGGCCAACGUGGAAAAGUUCAUUGCAGACUACGGCUUGAAGGCCAACGAAGUCAUCUAUGUUCCUUCCCUGACUCACCCCGGAAACUGGGAAAGCAACACUGUUUUCCAAGCCCUGUCUCACACUCUCGACAUCUUCGGUAAGCCCACGAAGCAGUUCUACCAAACAAUGGCAGAAUACGCUGCAGACCCGAAGGAGAAGCGCCAACUCGAGGUGCUUAUCAGCCCUGCCGGUGCUGCCGACUUGCAGCGCCGUUCCGAGGUGGACAUGCUUACGUAUGCCGACUUGUUGCUUGAGUUCAAGAGCGCCAAGAUGACGGCUGUCGACCUGGCCCGCCAUGUCCCUGUGCUGAAACGUCGCGAGUACUCCAUCUCGUCGAGUCAGCGCAAGCACAAGGACGCCAUCCAUUUGCUGGUUGUCGUUGUUGGAUGGACGGAUCCUAUGGGUCGCGACCGCUACGGUCAAUGCUCGCACUACUUGUCGCAGCUGCAAAUCGGCGACACCGUUUGCGUGGCCGUCAAGCCUUCCGUGAUGAAGUUGCCCGACUCGCCCAAGAAGCCCAUUGUCAUGGCCGGUCUCGGUACCGGUCUCGCUCCCUUCCGUGCCUUCUUGCAGUACAAGGAGUGGCAGUGGUCUCAGGGCAUUGCGUCUGGCGAUGUCAUUCUCUACCUCGGUUCUCGUACGCAGCGCGAGGAGUAUCUGUACGGUGAAGACUGGGAGGCCUACCAUGCCGCUGGCUUGUUGACGCACAUCGGCCAGGCUUUCAGUCGUGACCAACCGUACAAGAUCUACAUCCAAGAUGUGAUGCGUUCCACGAAGGCCUUGCUGAAGAAGGCUCUUAUUGACGAAGGCGGCUCCUUCUACCUCUGUGGUCCUACCUGGCCUCUUCCCGAGAUCACCAGCGUGCUGGAAGAGGUGAUCCAAAGCUCCAGCUCCGAGCCCGUUGACACUCGCAAGGUCAUUGAGCAAUGGAAGGAGGACCGUCGUUUUGUCAUCGAGGUGUAUUAGGCGUCGCGCAUCGCAGGAAAGGCGGCCGCCAAGCAAUUCACCUCGCUGCAUGCCGUGCACGAUGCAGUGCGCGCCUACAGCUGUGCAGUACCAUCACGCUGCUCCUCUGUUCCAGUGCUUCCCCAUGCUGCUGCUUUCGUUAGUUGUACCCCACAUACCCCCGUAAUAGAAUACGUACCCCCCCAA
Molecule: messenger RNA, 3559 nt
Organism: Schizosaccharomyces japonicus yFS275
Lineage: Eukaryota; Fungi; Ascomycota; Schizosaccharomycetes; Schizosaccharomycetales; Schizosaccharomycetaceae
Product: sulfite reductase NADPH flavoprotein subunit
Exons: 1
Coding region: 356-3373 (1005 amino acids)
Biological process (GO): sulfate assimilation
Cellular component (GO): sulfite reductase complex (NADPH)
Molecular function (GO): oxidoreductase activity; sulfite reductase (NADPH) activity
Source: RefSeq, a predicted model, not a curated record